UGGUUUUAUCAUUGAUUCAGACACAAUCAACACCUCCUCAGCACGCAUAAAUCAUUUGACUUUCCCCCUGUUUUUCACUUUCCUUGCACUCAUUUCACGUUUAAGGAACCAUCUGCUGAGGAUAUCAAUCGGCUAUAUCUAUCUAUCCAAUUUCCUCUAUUUCUCUGGCUGGAAAGAUCGAUCAUAUACAAACCCACAAUUCAGAUAGAUCAAUCAAUCUGAAGUCUGUCAUCAUUCAGAUUGAUUCAUUUCAAAGAAAUUAAUUAAUAUGCUUGGAGAGGCAAUCACCAGAGGACUCUUGAUGGUACUGGGUUAUGCAUAUCCAGCCCUUGAAUGCUUCAAAGCAAUGGAGAAAAGGAAACCUAACAUUGAAGAACUCAGAUUUUGGUGUCAAUAUUGGGUCAUUGUAGCUGUAUUGACCAUCUUGGAGAGGUUUGGGGAUAUCUUCGUAUCAUGGUUGCCAAUGUAUGGUGAACUCAAGUUGGCACUCUUCAUCUACUUAUGGUAUCCCAAAACUAAGGGAAGUGACUACAUCUACGGUAAUAUCGUGCAACCCUAUGUUUCAAGGCAUGAGCUCGAUUUCGAUAGAAACUUGCGGGUAUUGAGAGUCAAGGUGUGGGAUUUAGCCAUUUACUAUUGGCGUAACUGCACUGAGUUGGGGGAAGCUGCAACCUCACAAAUCUUACAACGAUUGACUAAUUCUCAGCCCGAAAAACAAGCAAAAUCCAAGAAAAGAUGAUAAUUGUCCAUUUACUUAUUCAUUUUUGUACAUAAUCUUGUAACAAUAACCAUAACAAGUUUAUUAAGAGUUCAAAUUUUCAA
Impatiens glandulifera is the source of this 822-nucleotide messenger RNA. RefSeq names its product putative HVA22-like protein g. The record is from RefSeq and is a predicted model, not a curated record. Bases 269 to 739 code for a protein of 156 amino acids. NCBI's taxonomy places the organism in Eukaryota, Viridiplantae, Streptophyta, Magnoliopsida, Ericales, Balsaminaceae. The transcript has 6 exons.